GGACGUUUACCGAGAAACCGAAACUUAACUGAGGGCAAAGACUAAAUCGGAACUGGGCACAGCCUUACGAAGACAUGGAGGCAGCGUGAGAUGAAAACAGGAAAAAAUAUGCACUAUACUGAGAUUUGCACAUUGUUUAUUUUAUAUUUUGUUACUCGGAGUCGUAAUUUAUAAUGGAAACGGAAAACUACGUCGCUAAACUGAACGAGUACUCCCAGAGAACCCGCUUAGCGCUGAGAUAUGAAGACGUUGGAGCUAUUGGCCCGGAUCACAUUAAAACGUUUACAGUGAGAGCAGUUUUGAAUGACAAAGUGUAUCCUGACGGCGUGGGGAAGAACAAGAAGGAGGCCAAACAGCAGGCAGCUAAAAACGCCCUGAGAGGCCUGCUGGAGGAACCAGCUGAGUGUACAGAAAACGCAGCAGAAGCUUCCUCUGCACCAGUUCUUCCUCAGACAGGUACCAUUAACAUCAACUACAUCUGUUGGCUCAAUGAAUACGGUCAGAAGAACAAGCUGAUUAUAAGGCCUGUGGAGUCAAGCAGACUGGGACCAAAUUACUCUUCUCUUUGUUGCAGGUUUGUGGUUGGUGAUAAGGAGUACCCAGCUGGAUAUGGGAAAACAAAGAAGGAAGCCAAGGAGGAAGCAGCCAAGCUUGUAUAUCACGAGAUAUGUGGUGGUAAAACUACAGAGCCUAGAGAGGACAGUGGCAUAUCGAGCCAGCAAAAGGAGGAAUCGAGUCAAAAUGUGUCCGAAAUCUGUGAAAAGGUACAAAACGUGAACAUAAAGCCUGAAGAUGGAAGCUUCACAGAGAUGAAUUUCAUUGGAUUGGUCAACCAUUACUGUCAGAAAACAAGGCGCACCCAUACAUUCAUCGAAGUGAGGAGCUGUGGCCCACCUCACAACCGUCAAUUCUUCUACAAAUUAGUGAUCGACAACAAGGAAUACCCUGAGGGUGAGGGUAAGACUGUCAAGGAAGCCAAACAAAGUGCAGCUCAGCUGGCCUGGUCUGCUCUUCAAGAACAGUCUGACUGGGACAGCAAGGUGUCCUUCAGGUCAACAGUGUCUGAAGACAGUGGGCCAACAAUGUUGUCAUCACCAACAUCUACACUGGAAUCUUUUAAGGCAUCGCCCCAAAGUAUGGAAAGGAGUACAACUGAAUCAGCAUUACUCACAGAUUCAUCAAACCCCACUGAGGCUCAGGUGUCCCUGAGGUCUGUGUCUGUGGACAGUGUACCAACCCAGCUGUCAACACCAUCUUCACUGGAGUCUCUUGAAGCAUCAUCACAAAGCAUGCCAACGGGUACAAGUGACUCAGUAGUCUUUACAGAUUCAUCAAAUCCUUCUAAGGAAAAGGAUGCUGACACAAACAAAAAUAUGGAAAACAGACCAACUGAGACAAGAAACCAAUCACGAUUUACCUCAGACUUUGAUUCCAUAGAAUGUCUUGCAAAAGGAGGCUUUGGUCGUGUUUACAAAGCAAGAGAUAAACUGAUGGACAAGUUUUAUGCUGUAAAGACUGUCCGCAGUAAAGAAAAAGCUCUACGAGAGGUGACAGCAUUAUCAGACCUUCAACACCCUAACAUCGUUCGAUACUACAACUGUUGGAUGGAGGAUUCAGAAUACAAACAGGACAGUUCAGAGGACCCUUACAGCACUACAGAAGACAGUUAUACUGCUACAGAAGACAGUUACAGUGCUACAGAAGACAGUUACAGCACUACAGAAGACAGUAACAGUGCUACAGCAGAUAGUUCCAGGACUACAACAGACAACUACAGCGCUACAGCAGACAGCUGCAGCAGUUCUCAGUUGAGCAGUAAUUCAUCACCGCAGUAUCUCUACAUUAAGAUGGAAUUAUGUGACCCCAGAACGCUUGAAGACUGGAUAGAUGAGACAAACAGAAUAACUCUGCAGCACUCCAAGAGAAGAGAACAAGGUCUAACCACUGCUCUACAAAUAGUCAGUGGAGUCGAGUACAUUCACUCCAAAAAAUUAAUCCACCGGGACCUGAAGCCUCCCAACAUCAUGUUUGGACGGGAUGGAAAAGUGAAGAUUGGGGACUUUGGUCUGGUUGCUGCUCAGGCUCAUGACGCUGAUGGAAACCUGAUGAAGAGAACAUACAACAAAGGAACCGAAUCUUACAUGGCUCCUGAGCAAAUAAGUGAGAGGAACUAUGGCGAAAAAGUGGACAUAUUCGCUUUGGGACUAAUAUACUUUGAACUCCUUUGGAAACGCUCUACUAUCCAUGAAAAAUUUACGAUCUGGGACGACAUCAGAAGUCAGACGUUCCCUGAAGAUUUUUCAGUGACUUUUUUCCAGGAGAGUCUUGUUAUUAAGUCAAUGCUGAGUGAGAAGCCAGAAGACCGACCUGAAGCAAGUAAACUGAAGGCAGAGCUGGAAAAGUGGGCUCAGGCACUCAUGCAUCAGAAAAAUGUAACUGUCUUUGAUGGCGGUAAUGUUUACCUACCACCGAGGAAACAUCGAGAAGAGGAAGUGGUUUUCGACUAUAGGACUCCAUGCAAAAGUGAGGGAACUUUAAAUCUGUGUGAAACAGCUGCAGUUUCUCGAGUCGGCAUGGAAAGAAAAAAUCACGUCGCCAAGUUAAAGGAGUUUGCACGGAGAUCCGGCUCGGAGCUGAAAUUUAUGGACGCUGACCCUGAGGAACCAGAACAGACUAGAAGAUUCAUCCUGAGAGCUGUGGUUAAUGGCCAAGACUUUCCCAUUGGUGUUGGGGACAGCAGAGAGGCGGCCAAACAGAACGCAGCUAAAAGUGCCCUGAGACGUUUGAGUGGUAAAGAAAACCAGCGCCAGGAGAAAGGAAACAUCGCUGAAAAUCCUCCUGCACCAGUUUAUCAGAAAAGUAGAAUUAAACUUACCUAUGGAAACUGUCACAAGAAAAAUGUGCCUAUAAAAUCUGAGGAGGCAACAAAAAAUCCUGCUCUCCUUGUAGUCGGUGAUAAGGAGAACACAGCUAUCCAUAGGAAAACAGAGCAAGAAGCCAAUGAGGAAGACGCAAAGCUCGUAUAUGAUGAGAUAUCUGCAUCUACAGAGGGGCCCCUCUGUUCAGCUGCUUGUGAUGACGGUGCGCUGGCCAACCUGUCCACAUCACAGACUAAACCGGAGCUCUGUGGUACAAAGUCAAAGGAACAGAAUCUUGAUGUGAGGCCCAAAACAAGAGCUGCAGCAUAUUUUCAGAACGCCAGGCAAAAGAGCAAAAAGGAUGCGUUGACUCCUGAAGAAACGAAAACAAAAAACGGCGAGAAUACACCAUCAGAAAACUCUGGUAAAAACUUUGCAUCGGAAUUUGACUCCAUUAAGAAGCUCGGCAGAGGAGCUUUUGGUUGUGUGUUCAAGGCAACACAAAAACUGCUGGGGAAGGAUUAUGCCAUAAAGAUUGUCCCGUACAAAGAAAAAGCUUUACGAGAGGCGAAAGCACUGUCUGACCUGCAUCAUCGUAACAUUGUCCGAUACUACUCGUGUUGGAAGGAAGACUCAGAAUACCAGUGGGACAACACAGAUGACAGCUGCAGCACAUCACGGUCCUCCACUGAUUCAUCUGUCAAGUACCUCUAUAUUCAGAUGGAGCUGUGUAAAACUGAAACACUUAAAGACUGGAUAAAUGAGAAGAACACUCGGUCUUCUUCAAACUCCAAGAGAGGAAAAGAAAGUCUAACGAUUGCUCUGCAAAUAGUCAGUGGAGUCGAGUACAUUCACUCCAAGAUGCUCAUCCACAGAGACCUGAAGCCUGCCAACAUCAUGUUCGGACUGGAUGGAGACGUGAAGAUCGGAGACUUUGGUCUGGUCACUGCUGAGAAUGAUGACGACGCUCAGAUGGAGAGAACAGUGUACAAAGGAACCCCGUCAUACAUGGCUCCUGAGCAGAAGAGUGAGACGACUUACGACCGAAAGGUUGAUAUAUAUUCUUCAGCGCUGAUCUACUUCGAACUCCUAUGGAAAACCAACACUGGUCAUGAAAGAGCCACGGUUUGGCGUGACGCCAGAAGACAGAAACUUCCCCGUGAGUUUUCACACAGCUUUCCCACAGAGUACAUGAUCAUCAGGACUAUGCUGAGUGUGAAACCAGAGGACCGACCCGAAGCAAGUCAGCUCACGACAGACCUGGAGCAGUACGCUGCCAGGCUUAACACUCAAGCCAUAGAGCGUCGCGGCAGUAGGACUGUCUGAGACAGAAGAGCGAAUCAUUGCUAUUGAUUUUAAAUCAUAUCUCAUCAUACAUGUGCUUGUAGGGUGGGCUGUUGUAACAUCUGAAGAGCAUCCCCCAGAGCAUGAAGAUAAAUAUUGUGCAAUGCUAAGACCAGGGAUAAGUUAAGAUAAAGCUCAUAUCAUGAAAUCCUUUAAAUUGCCUACUCUGUUUGCACAGACAGAUGAAUAUAAAGCACAGUACAGUUUUUGUUAAAGGCUGGACAGCAACAAAUCAAAGUGUUUCUCUGACAUAAAUACUGUAUGUACACUGCCAUGUAAUGUCUGUCAUGUCUUGUAAGUCUUGUUUUUUUAUUUGUUUGUUUUGUUGAUGUUUGCAUCCCACUUUAUAGUAUGUCUGUUACUGAUUCCUGGCUUACAGUUAUUCAAACUAAGAUGUGAUAUCAGUCCCUAUGUUGUAUAGCUUCCUGUGACAUGUCAUACAGGCACAGCACAACACAUGCAUUGAGUAAUUCAAUAAUAACGUUAUAACAUUAUUAAAGCUAUUGGAAUUGGU
Molecule: messenger RNA, 4716 nt
Organism: Lates calcarifer (barramundi perch)
Lineage: Eukaryota; Metazoa; Chordata; Actinopteri; Centropomidae
Exons: 34
Coding region: 174-4184 (1336 amino acids)
Biological process (GO): protein phosphorylation
Molecular function (GO): double-stranded RNA binding; ATP binding; protein kinase activity
Source: RefSeq, a predicted model, not a curated record